CCCAGCCCCGGCAGCCGGCCCGAGCAGCGCCAUGGCGGAGCAGGUGGCCCUGCUAAUUGGGGGCCUCGCUGGGGGGCUGCUGCUGCUGCUGCUACUGAUCUGGGUAAGCUGCUGUCUCUGGAAGAGGCUUCGUGCCACGAUCGCCUACGAGGAGCUGCUGGGGACCACAGCUGCAUCCGGCACACAAGGGGACAAGCUCUGCCCGCCACACGCCGGGGCCCAGACAAGCAGGCCACCAGGUGUGCCAUUCGUGGUGCCCCCUUCCCUCCAAGACCGAGACUGGGUACCCCUGCACAGUGGAGAGCGGGCUCAGAUCCCACGGGACCCCUGCCCAGCCCCGGAGCCCCUGCCGCACACCUCCAGCAGCAUCCUUGGCACGGUGGGGACCGUCAACCCAGAGCUAUACAAGACCCUAGAGGACACGAGUGAGACAGACUUCCCCGAGGGUUGCCUGGGCCGUCUGUGGUUCUCUGUGGAAUACCAGCAGGAGGCCGAGCGGCUGCUGGUGGGCUUGAUCAAGGCGCGGAGGCUGCAAGGCCCCUCGGAGACCUGCAGCCCCCUGGUGAAGCUCCACCUGCUGCCCGAUGAGCGCCGCUUCCUCCAGUCCAAGGCCAAGCGCAAAACCCCCAACCCGCAGUUUGAUGAGCACUUUGUCUUCCAGGUGUCCAGCAAGAGCGUCACUCAGAGGGUACUCAGGUUCUCCGUGUACCACGUGGACAGACAGAGGAAGCACCAGCUCCUGGGCCAGGUGUUCUUUCCCCUGAAAAAUGAGACCCUCGCAGGUGACUGCCGGCGUCUCAUCUGGAGAGACCUGGAGGCUGAGAGCCUGGAGCCUCCCUCCGAGUUCGGAGACCUGCAGUUCUGCCUCAGCUACAACGACUGCCUGCACCGCCUGACCGUGGUUGUGCUGCGAGCCAAGGGCCUCCAGCUCCAGGAGGACACGAGCUUUGUCAGUAUGUUUGUCAAAGUCUCUCUGAUGAACCACAACAAGUUUGUCAAAUGCAAGAAGACUUCGGCUGUCCUGGGCUCCGCCAACCCUGUGUACAGCGAGACUUUCAGCUUCAAGGCCGACCCCGCUGAGCUGGACACUGCCAGCCUCAGCCUGACAGUGCUGCAGGGCGCUGAAGGGGAGAAGAGCCACGCGCUGGGCCGGGUGGUGGUGGGCCCCUACAUGUAUGCCCGGGGCAAGCAGCUGGAGCACUGGAACGAGAUGCUCAGCAAGCCCAAGGAGCUGGUGAAGCGCUGGCAAGCACUCUGUCGCACCACUGAGCCCUGACUCGCCUCGCAACCUCAGGUCCUCGUCAGGAGCCCGCACUCCCCCGUGGCAGCCACGGGCCUGGACACUCCAGCCAGCAUCUCGCUGGGCUGCGGGGCCAGCCAGAGCCGGGGGACUGUGAGUGCCGAUGUGCAGGAGAAAAGGGACAGGAGAGCCCCAGCCAGCUCGGCAGCAUGGCAGGCUGCUGCCCACCAGCCUUGGGGACCCUCCCGGCACCCGCCAUCCUCCUCUACCCAUGGGGCUGCCUGGGCUCCAAAUCCCAGCCCCUAGGCAUCACAGUCCCGAUUUGGACUGGAAUCUCAGGCAUUCGGGAGCAAUACUCUAUUCAGCGACAGCAGAGUUCUGUGCGCUCACUGGAAACGUGGGCUCCAUGCAUCGUGGAAAGCUGAUGGCCUGUUGAUGUAUCAGCUGUAUUAGCUUUGAUUUCUCUACCUUCUGCCCAGCAGAGAGCACAAACUGCAUUGGGAAAAUAAUGGGAUGCAAGGGGUGCCCAAAGCACUGAUUUCAGUUCACCCACAAUAAAUAGCACAGGCUGAGAGUUGGGCUGGGCACAUUGGUGUGGAACAGCCCCAGGAUGCCUGGGCAGCGCCGCGUGCCCACAGCGCGGGAGAGGAAGCUCUCAGGGACCAAGACUCGCUGGCUUUAAGACCUGGGAAAUAACACUGGGAGCAGCCCACCCAGGUACCAAGUGGUGGACGGGUUCUCGGCAUCUACUCCCUGUGCCGGGGAGUAGGCCCUCACCUGUGUGUUAGGUCCCUCCCAGGGCUGUGUCAGACCGUGGCCCACACCAUGCCACAUCUUGCCCAUGGUCCAAGCCUCAUGCCCCUGGUCUUAUGGGUGUUUUGCUGGUUUCUGUGGUCUCCCUGGAUGGCAGCAUUCAGCUCCUUGGGGCUCUUGCUUUAGGCAGGAAAUGGUGAAAGCAUGUGGCAGAAGCGUAGCCCGCAGGGCUGAGAGCUUUACCUGUAAACCUAGCGAUUUCAUUACGGGGACUGUGUUGUGGCAGGUGUCCAUGUGACAUGAAGAUGGAAGUUCCCACAAAUCACAGUCAUCAAAUCCCCAUGAAGUUGUACUCGAGGUAAUGAGCGGUCACUGCACCUGACGCUGUUGCUUAACAGGCAGCCUGUA
This is a messenger RNA of Hyaena hyaena (striped hyena), 2401 nucleotides long. RefSeq names its product synaptotagmin 15 (gene SYT15). Lineage: Eukaryota; Metazoa; Chordata; Mammalia; Carnivora; Hyaenidae. The transcript has 8 exons. Bases 32 to 1276 code for a protein of 414 amino acids. The record is from RefSeq and is a predicted model, not a curated record. Gene Ontology annotation, biological process: calcium-ion regulated exocytosis; cellular response to calcium ion; regulation of dopamine secretion. Gene Ontology annotation, molecular function: phosphatidylserine binding; syntaxin binding; clathrin binding.